This is a messenger RNA of Venustampulla echinocandica, 552 nucleotides long. RefSeq lists its product as uncharacterized. The record is from RefSeq and is a predicted model, not a curated record. NCBI's taxonomy places the organism in Eukaryota, Fungi, Ascomycota, Leotiomycetes, Helotiales, Pleuroascaceae. The transcript is spliced from 2 exons. The coding region runs from base 1 to 552 and encodes 183 amino acids.
AUGAAUGACUCGGAUUGGCUUCAGUCUGGUCAGAUGGCUCGCAAUCCCCGUGUAUACGGCUACCCGGACGAGCCAGGCUGGCCAGAUCCCGAUCCAUACACAACUCUAUUCGAAGGCGUGACCUUCCCACCCGCUGAGCCGACAACGCAAAGUCACCAGUGCCCACCGCAAGCUGCGGACCCCCUUAGUACCCCCUUCCAGUACUUCAAGGCACCUACCAGAGCGCGCCCAACCGUCGACAAUGGCGAUGCCAGGUCCUGGCUCGAUCUCGGUGACCAAGGCAUCGGAGUACCGCAGAGAUCGGAUUCCCCUCGCACGGACGACAGAUUGAGACAGGAGAUUGAAUACCUCAAGCAGAAGUAUACCGAGCUGGAAGUCAAGAUGAAGCAAAAUAACGAGACUGUUUCCGCCUAUAUCCAGGAACUCAAGGCUAUUAUGGAGAAGUUUAUCAAAAGUAACGCAAGGCCACAAGGCAGGGAGUAUAAUACACAGGAUACAUGGAUGGGAGGCAACGAGGAAGAGAGCAAAGAGUGCUGUAAGGAGGGGGAGUAG